UCAAGCGGAGAUUGAAGCCAAAAAUAAGGUUUCCAUUUCAGAAGUUAUUAAAGGUGUUAUUGUGCAACAAAUUUUGCAGACUGUACUGGGUUUUAUAGUAGUAGCUGCUGAAGAAGAGCAAGCGUUACCUGAUGAUAACGCAGAGAUUCUGGCUCUUGGCCAAACUUUGGAAACUUUUACAACAAAAGUUGGUAUAUGGCAUCUCAUUAGACCACACAAACAGAUCAUGGCAGAAUAUUCUUAUUGGUAUUUAAUACCAGUUGCAAAAUUUUUCUUGGCAAU
This is a messenger RNA of Racocetra persica, 282 nucleotides long. The record is from the annotation of a GenBank genome assembly. Lineage: Eukaryota; Fungi; Glomeromycota; Glomeromycetes; Diversisporales; Gigasporaceae.